Molecule: messenger RNA, 1248 nt
Organism: Tetrahymena thermophila SB210
Lineage: Eukaryota; Ciliophora; Oligohymenophorea; Hymenostomatida; Tetrahymenidae
Exons: 1
Source: RefSeq, a predicted model, not a curated record
AAAAUAAAGGAAAUAAAAUAAAAAUAAUUAAAUCUGAUUAUAUUUAUUGAAGUAGAAAUUAUGAGUGCAAACAAAUAAUAAAUUUUAGCAGAAUUGAAAUAGAGAGAUCUAAAGUCAUAACAUGGAGGAAUAAGCCUCCUCUCUGUUAAUAGUAGAUAGCAAUAAAGAGAACCUAAUAACUAUAUAUAGAUGCAUGGUACCCCUGUUAGUUAGGUUUAAAGAGUUAUACCUAUUGUGCAAUACGUUACUACCAGCCCUCCACCAUUUGUUCCAUAGUUAAUUAAGCCAAUUUAAGAAAACUCUAAGCAACCUUUAGAUUAAAAUUUUUAAAGCCCUUCAAGGAAUAACAGUUCGUUCAAAAACAGUAUAAAAAAGGACUCCGGCUCUAAGAAUGUAUCCUUUUAUUUACCUAAUUCUGAUUAAUAUUAAGGAGAUUAACAAUAUCCCAUCUCAAAUAACAAGCAUAGUAAUAGCAACAGCAACAACAAUAGUAGUACUAAUAAUCUAAUAUUUUAAGAUAAUAAAUUAUAAAAUUCUUAAAAAAUAACUGCUUCGAAUGAAACAAGUCCAUAGAGAGUCGUUUAAUAAAGUUCAAGGAUAUAGUUAAUACAAAAUAAAUAAAAAGAAUUACCAUAAGCAGUUGAAAAUUAAUUUUUGAAGUCUGGAAAUGUAAAUGGUUUAAUUAGCGCAAGGUAAAGUUAGCAAAGCUUGAUAAAGAUUAUUCCAGCUCAAAAAAGUGUUGAAUAUAACUUAACUCCAUUAAGAUAGGUAGUUAGUGCGUUUAAUACUCCUAUAAGAAAAAGAGAAGAUCAUCUAAGUAUCUAGCAAGUCUAAGAAAGAAUUAAUGGAGGAGAAAAUGAAAAAACAAAGGAAAUCUUACUGUCAGCAGAUAAAGAGAGGUACAAAAUAUUUACAGACGAGCUACUAGAUUAAAGAGAAAAAGACUUAAAAAGGAGAAUAGAAAAUUUAGAGCUUUAGAGAAACCUAAUUGACGAUUAAUUAAAAUUCAAAGAAUAAUAAUUAGAAAAGGUUUCCUCAGAACAUUAAUAGUGUUCUUAAAGGAUACAGAAACUAGAAUAAACUUUGGUUGAUGUUUAUUAAGAAAAAGAGGAAAACGAAAAAAGACUUAAUAACAACAUAAAUUAAUUACAUUUAAUCAUUUAAAAUCUCUAUGAAUAAAAUAAUAAACUUUUACAAUAAUUUUAGUAAGCAAACAAUCCUCCACAAAUUCAAUAAGUGAAUCAAUGA